UCUCUCUCUCUCUCUCUCUCUCUAAAAUCUUACUCCUUACUACAAUGACCGAUCGGCAGUACGCAACGACAAGGCCCGCCUUCGCCCCCACCUCCAUCCUCCACAAGCUCAGGGCCCACGCCCCCAACUCUUCCCAGCUCGUCGGCCUCGCCACCCUCGUCAUCUCCGGCGGCAUCCUCCUCCUCCUCUCCGGCCUCACCCUCACCGCCACCGUCCUCGUCCUCAUCUUCUUCGCGCCCCUCAUCAUCAUCUCCAGCCCCAUAUGGCUCCCGAUUGGCUUCCUCAUCUUCGUCACCAUCUCCGGCCUCCUCUCCUUCCUUGGCAUCGGUGUCGCCGUUGUUGCAGCGGUUUCCUGGAUUUACCGCUAUUUUAGGGGGCUCCACCCGCCCGGUUCAGACCGGUUUGAUUACGCGAGGACCAGGCUUGCCGACACGGCGGGGCAUGUGAAGGAUUAUGCCAUUGAGUAUGGCGGGUAUUUGCAGAGUAAGGUCAAGGAUGCUGCACCUAGUGCGUGAAUAAGUGCGUGUGUUUAUGUGUGCUUUUUACAAUUUUUAUGAGCUUUUUUACUGCUGAAAUUAAUCACUAUAUAUAUUUUGUUUUUGUUAUUUGAGGUUUCAUUGUCUA
Salvia hispanica is the source of this 624-nucleotide messenger RNA. Its product is annotated as Oleosin family protein. The record is from RefSeq and is a predicted model, not a curated record. Gene Ontology annotation, cellular component: membrane; monolayer-surrounded lipid storage body. Gene Ontology annotation, biological process: lipid storage. NCBI's taxonomy places the organism in Eukaryota, Viridiplantae, Streptophyta, Magnoliopsida, Lamiales, Lamiaceae.